GCGGGAAAUGCUCACGGUUCAUUUCAAUUCUUGCAAAGUUGUUUGUUCUCAUUCAAUAAGAUUUGCCCUCAAAUAAAGUUUAAAAAUAUAAAUAAUUAAUAAACUAAUAAGCAUUGGACUUUAUCUAAUAUUUUAUUACUUUUCUUAUACAUUUACUUGUAAACAAUGGAAGGCUUCGAUGAGGCUGGAGUCUUUUUCUCCGACAAUUUCGGUGGCGAGCCACAAGAUGGAAAUCAAAUUAAUUUGCAAUCCCUGAAGAAAAAGUACAAAGAUUUCAUUCGCACAUUCAAUGAGGAAAAUUUCUUUUACAAAUACAGAGAUACACUAAAACGAAACUACUUGAAUGGACGUUACUUCCUCGAGGUUGAAAUCGAUGAUUUGGCUGGGUUUGAUGAAACUCUAGCUGAUAAACUAUACAAACAACCCACAGAGCACUUGCAAAUAUUCGAAGAAGCGGCUAGAGAAGUCGCCGAUGAGAUUACUGCUCCCCGUCCUGAGCAUGAAGAGCACGUCCAUGAUAUCCAAAUUUUGCUCUCGUCGACAGCAAAUCCCACCAACAUACGAGAACUUAAAUCGGACUGUGUUUCCAGAUUGAUCAAGAUCGGCGGAAUAAUCAUAUCUGCGUCGGGAAUCAAAGCCAAGGCCACAAGCAUGUCUAUCCAGUGCCGAUCGUGUGGCAACGUAAUUCCAAACUUAAAAGUGAAUCCCGGCUUGGAGGGAUACGCAAUGCCGCGAAAAUGCAACACCGAACAGGCCGGCAGGCCGAGAUGUCCCCUGGAUCCGUUUUUCAUCAUGCCCGAUAAGUGCAAAUGCGUUGACUUCCAAAUCUUGAAGCUACAAGAGUUGCCCGAUUUUGUUCCCCAGGGAGAGAUCCCGCGUCAUUUGCAGAUGUUCUGUGACCGUUCUCUGUGCGAAAGAGUUGUCCCGGGCAACAGGGUGCUCAUUCAAGGAAUCUAUUCAAUUCGCAAAGUCGGCAAGCCAAGCAGACAGGACGGUCGGGAAAAGGCUGUGAUUGGAGUGCGACAACCUUACAUGCGUGUGGUUGGCAUCACGGUCGACACUCAGGGCGUGGGUGCAAUCUCCCGGUACAGCAACAUUACCUCUGACGAAGAGGAUCAGUUCAGGCGAAUGGCUGCCAGCGAUGACAUCUACGAGCGUCUGUCGAAAUCUCUGGCCCCGAGUAUCUUUGGGUCGGAUGAAAUCAAGAAGGCAAUAACUUGUCUCCUCUUUGGAGGAGCUCGCAAACGGCUACCAGACGGUCUGAAUAGGAGAGGAGACAUCAACGUUCUGCUGCUUGGAGAUCCUGGUACAGCCAAGUCACAGCUUCUCAAAUUCGUCGAGAAGGUCUCGCCCAUAGGGGUAUACACCUCGGGUAAAGGUUCGAGUGCCGCGGGUCUGACUGCUUCCGUAAUGAGAGAUCCUGCAACGCGCAACUUUGUUAUGGAAGGAGGAGCAAUGGUCUUGGCUGAUGGUGGUGUUGUUUGCAUUGAUGAAUUCGAUAAGAUGAGAGAAGACGACAGAGUUGCAAUUCACGAAGCAAUGGAGCAACAGACAAUCUCGCUGGCCAAAGCCGGCAUCACCACAACCCUGAACUCUCGUUGUUCGGUGUUGGCCGCUGCCAACUCUAUAUUCGGACGCUGGGAUGAUACCAAAGGCGAGGAGAACAUCGAUUUCAUGCCAACUAUUUUGUCGCGUUUCGAUAUGAUCUUCAUUGUCAAAGAUAUCCACGACGAAGCUCGAGACAUAACCAUGGCUAAGCACAUCAUAAACGUCCAUCUCGCCUCGAAUAAGGGAGGUGCCGACAUCGAGGGGGAAAUCCCUCUGUCGGUGUUCAAAAAGUACAUCCACUAUUGUCGCACCCACUGUGGACCGAGGCUGAGUGAAGCGGCUGGGGAGAAGUUAAAGAGUCGUUACGUGCUGAUGCGAAGUGGUGCUGGGGCGCAGGAAAAGUCUGCUGACAAACGAAUGAGUAUUCCCAUUACCGUGCGUCAACUGGAGGCCAUUAUUAGGAUUUCCGAGUCACUGGCUAAAAUGCAGCUACAGCCUUUCGUUUCCGAUGCUCAUGUUAAUGAAGCACUACGGUUGUUCCAAGUUUCUACACUUGAUGCCGCCAUGACAGGAAGUCUAUCAGGAGCCGAAGGUUUCACCACAGAGGAGGACCAGGAAACUCUAAAUCGCAUUGAGAAACAAUUGAAGAAGCGUUUUGCUAUUGGAACUCAAGUCUCUCAACUGAGUAUUGUUCAGGACUUUGUACGUCAGAAGUACGAGGAACGUGCAGUAAUGAAGGUCAUCAAUACCAUGAUCCGCCGAGAGGAAAUUCAACAUCGUAUGCAGCGAAAAAUGUUGUACCGUAUUUCAUAAGUCAUAUUUUUGUUUGUUUUGUUUUUCAAAUAAAUAAACGUGUUAUUCCAUUUUUAAAA
This is a messenger RNA of Eupeodes corollae, 2420 nucleotides long. RefSeq names its product DNA replication licensing factor Mcm5 (gene Mcm5). The transcript has 4 exons. The coding region runs from base 166 to 2361 and encodes 731 amino acids. Gene Ontology annotation, biological process: double-strand break repair via break-induced replication; DNA replication; DNA replication initiation. NCBI's taxonomy places the organism in Eukaryota, Metazoa, Arthropoda, Insecta, Diptera, Syrphidae. Gene Ontology annotation, cellular component: MCM complex; nucleus. The record is from RefSeq and is a predicted model, not a curated record. Gene Ontology annotation, molecular function: ATP binding; DNA replication origin binding; single-stranded DNA helicase activity.